AUGACGAUAAAACCCGCCCCAACAAUCAUCGCUUCGGAUUCAAAUUCUAUAUCACAAACAAGAAGAGCACCGUUUAUCUUUUCCCUUUUAGGUCAUCCCAACCCAAACACAAGUGAAAGAAAAUCAAAACACCAAAACCCCAUGGACUCCCAAGAUCCUUUUACCCAAUCCGAAACCGAAACCUACCUAGCCGGCUUCGUCAUGGCCAACAUCGUCGGCCUAAAGCACUACUCCGGCACAAUAACCGGCCGCGAAAUGGUCGGCCUACUCCGGGAGCCUCUCAAUCCAUACGACUCAAACGCCAUCAAAGUUCUCAACACUCAAUCCCUCCAAGUCGGCUACAUCGAACGCGCCGUCGCCGCCGUUCUCUCGCCGCUCAUCGACGCUUCACUCAUCCACGUUGAAGCCAUCGUGCAAACCAACCCUCGCUCCAAUAAUACCAGUAGAUUUCGUAUCCCUUGUCAGGUUCAUGUUUUCGCUCAUUUCUCCGCUUUUGAUGUUGUCCAUGACGCUUUUUCUGAGUCACCUGUUCAUUUCAUUUCGCAUUCGGAUCCUUCGUUUACUCUGUCCAACGCUGCCGCCGUUAAAGAAACCCGCGCCAACUCCGCCGAAUCCACCACCACAAAAACCACCGGUAAUAAAAACCUUGACCAAAUCUUUAAACUCGUCCGUGAAAACCUAGCUUCCGAAAACAAAAUUCACGAACCGUUAAACCCUCCUACUAACAUAAUCAAAUCAGAGCUUCUCCAACACCAAAAAGAAGCGCUAGGAUGGCUUUCUCACCGCGAAAACUCCGAGGAUUUACCGCAGUUUUGGGAAGAGAAGGAGGGUAGUUUCGUCAAUGUGUUGACGAAUUACCAAACCAACACUAAACCGGAGCCGCUCCGGGGAGGGAUAUUCGCGGACGGUAUGGGAUUAGGGAAGACUUUGACAUUGCUUUCGUUGAUUGCUUAUGAUAAAAUGAAAAUGAAAGGCGGUAAGAAAAGAGGGAGGAGUGUUGUAGAGACAGAUGCUACAUUGAUUGUGUGUCCUCCUUCGGUUAUUUCAACUUGGAUAACUCAAUUGGAAGAGCAUACUAACCGUGGUGCAUUGAAGGUUUAUAUGUAUUAUGGGGAUAGAAGGACGCAAGAUGCGGAUGAAUUGCGAAAAUAUGAUGUUGUCUUGACUACUUAUAAUACUUUGGGAGCUGAAUUGCGGUGGCCGGAUACCGCGGUAAAGAAAUUGGGGUGGAGGAGAAUUGUCUUGGAUGAAGCGCAUAUGAUUAAGAAUGUUAAUGCUGGACAGAGUCAGGCUGUUAUUGCUUUGAAUGCAAAGAGGAGAUGGGCUGUUACUGGAACACCUAUUCAGAAUGGUUCAUAUGAUUUGUUUUCUCUUAUGGCUUUUUUGCAUUUUGAGCCUUUUUCAAUCAAGAGUUAUUGGCAAAGCUUGGUUCAACGCCCUCUUAAUCAAGGCAAACAAACAGGGCUCAACCGAUUGCAGGUUUUGAUGGCGGCAAUAUCAUUACGAAGAACAAAAGACACUGCAUUGCUGGGGCUUCCACCUAAGAUUGUAGAGACUUGUUAUGUUGAACUUUCAUGUGAAGAGCGUAAACUCUAUGAUGAGGUUAAAGAGGAAAUACGGUCGCUUAUGAACAAUGACAGACUAGUGUAUAGUUAUUCUACUAUACUAAGUAUGAUUCUAAGACUCCGUCAGAUCUGUGCUGAUUUGUCGAUGUGCCCUUCGGAUUUCAAGUCAUGUCUAUUUUCUUCAACUGAAAUUGAAGAUGUUUCGGAGAACCCUGAAUUGCUGCAAACAUUAAUUGGGAUGCUACAAGAUUGUGAAGAUUUUGACUGUCCAAUUUGUUUAUCUCCCCCAUCAGAUGUUGUAAUUACAUGUUGUGCUCAUAUUUUCUGCCGAGAAUGUAUUCUGAAAACUCUACUGCGCAGCAACUCUAGCUGCCCACUUUGUCGGCGCUCCCUUUCAGAAUCUGAACUAUUCUCAGUUCCGUCUCUUAAGACUGAUACUACGGAAUCGUGCAGCACACCAGAUGUGAGGUCAUCCACCAAAGUCUCUACUUUGAUAAAGCUUCUUACAGAAUCAAGGGAUCAAAAUCCAGCUACCAAAUCUGUUGUAUUUUCACAAUUCCGUAAGAUGCUUCCAUUGUUAGAAGAACCUCUGAAAGCUGCCGGCUUUAAAACAUUGCGUCUUGAUGGGGCAAUGAGUGCUAAACAAAGGACUCAAGUUAUUGAACAAUUUCAACUCUCAGAAGUUGAUGACCCAAUGAUUCUCCUUGCAAGUCUAAGGGCUUCAAGUACAGGUAUAAAUCUAACAGCCGCCUCUAGAGUGUACUUAAUGGAGCCGUGGUGGAACCCAGCAGUUGAAGAACAGGCAAUGGACCGUGUCCACCGCAUUGGACAGAAAGAAGAAGUGAAGAUUGUUAGACUGAUAGCUAAAAAUAGCAUAGAAGAGAAAAUAUUAAUGUUGCAAGAGAAGAAGAAAGAAAUAACAAGCCGAGGAUCUGGGAGGAGAUCAAAGGAUGUUGUUGGUAUGGGCAUAGAGGAUCUCCGUUAUGUUUUAGGAGAAUAG
This is a messenger RNA of Vicia faba (fava bean), 2565 nucleotides long. NCBI's taxonomy places the organism in Eukaryota, Viridiplantae, Streptophyta, Magnoliopsida, Fabales, Fabaceae. The record is from the annotation of a GenBank genome assembly.